UCUACCUUUGAAAAGUGCUAAGUUUGGUAUAAAGACGUAUGAACUAUGUGAGUCCAGCAGCGGAUAUUUAUGGUCGAUCCUAGUUUAUACUGGAAAGAAUAUGACCAUUGAUAUUACCAUGCAUGACAGAAAUGUUAAUAAAACCUCAGCCAUUGUUCUGUCUCUUAUUCAACCUUUAUUAGGUAAAGGCUAUACGCUAUGGCUUGAUAAUUUUUACACUUCUCCGGCAUUAGCCCGAUUUUUGAAAGAACAUAGGACCGAUUGUGUAGGAACACUAAAAACUAAUAGGAAAAAUUUUCCUGUGACAGUAAAGAAUGCAAAAUUAAAAAAAGGUGAGACGAUUGGCCGACAUGUAGGGUCGAUUACAGUAAUGAAAUGGUAUGAUAAAAGAAACGUGUGCCUACUAUCGACAUAUCACGGCACGGAAACGAAAACAGAAGUAAAGCAUGGUAAAGAAAUAACAAAACCCAUAUGUGUUUAUGAUUAUAACUGUUAUAUGGGAGGAGUAGAUCGUAAAGAUCAACUUCUUCAACCAUUUCUGGUUGAACGCAAAAAAAUGUCGAAAUGGUACAUCAAACUGUUUAGGCGACUACUCAAUGUUACUGUACUAAAUAGUAUGAUUAUAUAUAAACACAAUACAAAAAGAAAUAUUAGUCAGUUAGCAUUUAGAAUUGCUUUGAUUGAACAACUGUUUGUACAUUUUCAAACAAACGAAAGAAGAUACAAUGUAAAACUAGCACAGGAUAAUAUAGUUCCUCGUUUGACGGAAAGACAUUUCAUUCGAAAAAUUACCCCAAAAGCAACGAAAGCCAAUCCACAAAGACGAUGUGCUGUUUGCACUAAACACGGAAGAAAAAAGGACACCAGAUACUGUUGCGAAAAUUGUAACGUUGGCUUAUGUUUGGAAGAAUGUUUCGAAGCGUAUCAUACACAAAUGGAGUACUGA
Messenger RNA from Osmia lignaria (orchard mason bee), 946 nucleotides. The record is from RefSeq and is a predicted model, not a curated record. Lineage: Eukaryota; Metazoa; Arthropoda; Insecta; Hymenoptera; Megachilidae.